Parnassius apollo (apollo) is the source of this 936-nucleotide messenger RNA. NCBI's taxonomy places the organism in Eukaryota, Metazoa, Arthropoda, Insecta, Lepidoptera, Papilionidae. The record is from the annotation of a GenBank genome assembly.
AUGUCUAGUAAAAACUGUUGUGUUCCCGGCUGCAUGGACUCUGGAAAGCCUAUGACCAAUAUCCAGUUACAUUCACAUAAGGAAAAUGAAGUGGUUCUUGCAAGAAAAGAGAUUAAGCAAUUAAGUAAAGUCGUUACUGUGGCAUCUAAUAUGGGAUAUCUUGCAGAAAAAGGCAUUCUUCCCAAAGAAUGUGAGGAAACUGCUGAAGUACUCCUCUUCUUUGACAAAGUAAGCCUCGUCUGUUGUAUUUGCCACAACCUCAGUACCCCGCGGGACCCUAGCGCGGACGCACGCAUUGGUAAUUUGGCGCCUAAAGUGAAGGACUACCAUAGUAGUCCGCGCGUGUAUUGGUGCACCAAAUUCAGAUCUAUUUCCGAAUACGUCAUGGAGGAUUCACAAAUACAAAGGUGGUUGCAUGAGUUAGAAACUGAUGAUGAUGAAGUGAUUGAGAGCGAAGAUGACGAAGUUCAGACAGAACCAGACCUACAGGCCCUAGUUCACGAGUCAGAACUCCGCGAAAGUGAAGACACAAGACUAAGUGCAUCUGACGAAACAUCAGAUUCAGAUGACUACCCACUCUCGCAACUAGCAACCAGAAGGCGAGGUUCAGUCUAUAAAUCAACGAAUGGAACUAUAUGGCAAAAAGAUGUUCCACCAGCAACGCGUAUUCGACCGCAUAACAUUAGGAUAAGACCACCAGGCCCAAAAGGAGACGCUGCUAGGAAUGCGAAGUAUCCGGUAUCGUGUUUUGAACUAUUUUUCACGCAAGAUAUCUUGGAAAUCUUGAAUCUGAAAAUAAUGAGUAAGAAAACUAAGAAAAUUAUAAGCACCCGGCAAUUAGAGGCCAUAGUAGACAAUAUGUCAGAUUUAUCUGAUCUUGACUCAGAUGACGACGCGUAUUAUCAGACGGCACCUGCAGUCCAGCAGAUGAUCUAA